Messenger RNA from Panthera uncia (snow leopard), 4027 nucleotides. It is a transcript of the gene KPNA4, whose product is annotated as karyopherin subunit alpha 4. Bases 561 to 2141 code for a protein of 526 amino acids. The record is from RefSeq and is a predicted model, not a curated record. Lineage: Eukaryota; Metazoa; Chordata; Mammalia; Carnivora; Felidae. Gene Ontology annotation, molecular function: protein binding; nuclear import signal receptor activity. The transcript has 17 exons. Gene Ontology annotation, cellular component: cytoplasm; nucleoplasm; nucleus. Gene Ontology annotation, biological process: NLS-bearing protein import into nucleus.
CCGGGACUCCCAGUGUGGGGAGUAGGGGCGGGUGCCGCCGCCGGGCCGCGGGGGAAUGGCGCUGGGGGCCGGCCCGUCCGUGACGCUUCUGUGAACGCGCCGGGAAGUUUGUGUCGGGCCUGGUCCACCUCCGCCGGGGAGCGAGGUGCUGGGGUACGGCCGGCGCGGCCUAGGCCUGCCGGGGGGAGCCGGCGCGGGUGCGAGGGGCUGGGCCGCGCGGCAGGGAGGCCGGGCGCGGCGAGUGCGGAGGAGGCGUGCGUGUGCCGCGCCGCUUCGGCCGGGCUGCGGCCCCAGCCCCGGCAGCGGCGGAGAUUCCGGCUGUCCCCCGAGCCCCGACGUCUAGCGCCGCGAAAAGGAGGGCGGUGGGAGGUGGGGGGACAAGUGUGUGGCGACCGAGUGGGGCUCGGAACUUCCCCUGCGGGGUCCGCGUCUCCACUUAAAGGCAUUUUUUCUGGUCUUCCCGACUCCCGCUUUACCCCUGCCUCCCCCCAAUAUCCAAACUACAGGAGUCAACUUCUCCGUUGAAAAAAACACCCCCGGCGUGAGAGGCCAUCCUGGUGAUGCUAACAGUGCCUUCCAGCGGCCUGUGUUUUACUCUGGAUAUAGCUGAUUCAAGAUGUGGCUCACGGUGUGCCCUCUUCCAGACUAUGAGAAGACAACGAAAUGAAGUUGUAGUUGAAUUAAGGAAGAAUAAAAGAGAUGAACAUCUCUUAAAGAGAAGGAAUGUACCACAUGAAGAUAUCUGUGAAGAUUCUGAUAUAGAUGGCGAUUAUAGAGUGCAAAAUACCUCUCUAGAAGCUAUUGUUCAAAAUGCUUCAAGUGAUAACCAAGGAAUUCAGUUAAGUGCAGUUCAAGCUGCUAGGAAGCUUUUGUCCAGUGAUCGAAAUCCACCAAUCGAUGACUUAAUAAAAUCUGGAAUAUUGCCUAUUUUAGUCCAUUGUCUUGAAAGAGAUGACAAUCCUUCUUUACAGUUUGAAGCUGCAUGGGCUCUGACAAACAUUGCAUCUGGAACCUCUGAACAAACUCAAGCAGUAGUUCAGUCCAAUGCUGUGCCACUUUUCCUGAGGCUUCUACAUUCACCCCAUCAAAAUGUCUGUGAGCAGGCAGUGUGGGCACUGGGAAAUAUCAUAGGUGAUGGGCCACAAUGUAGAGAUUAUGUCAUAAGUCUUGGAGUUGUGAAACCUUUACUUUCCUUCAUAAGUCCAUCUAUUCCUAUAACAUUCUUAAGGAAUGUUACUUGGGUUAUGGUCAACUUAUGUCGCCACAAAGACCCACCACCCCCAAUGGAAACCAUUCAGGAGAUUCUUCCAGCUCUUUGUGUCUUAAUUCAUCACACAGACGUAAAUAUAUUGGUAGAUACAGUCUGGGCCCUCUCUUACCUUACUGAUGCUGGCAAUGAACAGAUACAGAUGGUAAUAGACUCUGGAAUAGUCCCUCACUUGGUUCCUCUACUCAGCCACCAGGAAGUCAAAGUUCAGACUGCAGCACUUCGAGCUGUGGGCAACAUUGUUACUGGAACUGAUGAGCAAACACAAGUAGUUUUGAACUGUGAUGCUCUUUCACACUUCCCAGCACUUCUGACACAUCCCAAAGAGAAAAUUAAUAAAGAAGCAGUGUGGUUCCUCUCUAACAUAACUGCAGGAAAUCAGCAGCAGGUUCAAGCAGUAAUUGAUGCCAAUCUUGUACCAAUGAUAAUACAUCUUUUGGAUAAGGGGGAUUUUGGCACUCAGAAAGAAGCUGCUUGGGCCAUAAGUAACUUAACAAUUAGUGGGAGGAAAGAUCAAGUGGCCUAUCUAAUCCAACAAAAUGUUAUUCCACCUUUUUGCAACUUGCUGACUGUAAAAGAUGCACAAGUUGUGCAAGUAGUACUUGAUGGACUAAGUAAUAUAUUAAAAAUGGCUGAAGAUGAGGCGGAAACCAUAGCCAAUCUUAUAGAAGAAUGUGGAGGACUGGAGAAAAUUGAACAGCUUCAAAAUCAUGAAAAUGAAGACAUCUACAAGUUGGCCUAUGAGAUCAUUGACCAGUUCUUCUCUUCAGAUGAUAUUGAUGAAGAUCCUAGCCUUGUUCCAGAGGCAAUACAAGGUGGAACAUUUGGUUUCAAUUCAUCUGCCAAUGUACCAACAGAAGGGUUCCAGUUUUAGAAAGAUGUUGUGGAAGUUAGGUACAAUGCAGCACUGAGAUAUAUAUAUAUAUAUACAUAUAUAUAAAAAGGUUUGAUCCAUCAAGCUUGGCUCAUGGGAUCUGCUGCUGCAUUAAAUCGGGAAAGAAAAUGUGAAGAUUUCAUUUGGAAUCACAGAAAAUGCCCAAAUGAGGUCAAGAUGGCGAGUGGGUGCGAGUGAGAAUGAGUGGCAAAAUGUAACGAAAACUUUACAUGAAUGCUUAUUUAGGUUGUUCAAAGUAAAAAGGGCUACAGGUCACAGAUCUUCCGUGCCUGAGAAGGAACAUUGACUUACUCUGUAUCAAUUGAGGGGAAAGUGCAGUACUGUCAUCUUCAAGCCUUGUAAGCAUAAAAGAGGAUAUGAUGCCCAUAUAAGUCAAAGGAAAACGAGCCCAGGCCUUGCUAUGAAGCAAUGUGUGAAUGGACAAUGUUGAAUGAAUGUCUGGCUCAGUGAUAGGGAGUCAGGUUCAUCUUUCAAAUCUAGGGCUCUUCACUCAUGAAGCAGACUCCUAGUCCUGGAGUGACUGUGUACGAGAGUAUGGUUGUGGUGCUGUAUGUGAACGCAUGCAAGCUUGAUUCGCCUUCAGGGGGCUGAUAACAAACCUAGUAAAUCAUCAAAGUGAGAUCAUAAGUGUUAAUGUACACUGGACAUGAAAACAAAGACCGGUUUAGCAGCAGACAUUGGUUUACUCUGCAGCCUGUGUUUUCUAUUCCCCCUCUUCCCUUUUCCCACCCACCCUCCUUUUUUUUUCUUUUUAGUUUUUAUUUACUUUACCUAGUAUGGCUUUUUAGUUGCUUCUCAAGUCAGAAAACUUUUCAGGAAGGUUUCCCUGUGCAUUUGCACCAGAUGAAUGUUUGAUGCUAUGAAAAGCUUUCCAUAUCAUCAAAACUAAUUUGUGUAGAUUUUUGCAUGAAAAAAAUCAUAAAUUUCCCUCAAAAUAGACUGUGUUGCAGUACACAAGUUACCAUAAUAGUAUAAAACAGUAAAAUGUGCUUUAAAAAGCCAUCCUUUUCAUUUUCAGAGAUAACAUAAAGAUCUUUGCAUGAGGUAAAUCUACAGCAUAGUUCAUUUUUAGAUUUUGUUGAGUCCUGUAAAGAAGAAGAAGAAAAAAGUUUCAGUUGUGGUAGAGUACCGUGCUGUGUUUAAAUGUUACUUGUUUUCAAACUUUGUUUUCUAUGAAAAUGAUAUGGAAACUUCUAAAAUGGAAUUUGGUGCAUAUGUACUGCUGAAUAAAGACCGAUGAAGAGGUUUGAGUAGAUGUACAAAUCAAGUAAUGGUUUGAACACCUUUAAUAAUAUGCCUAAUCUGUUCAAUUGUUUUAGAAUCUUUUUAUCUUAGAUGUAGGCAGCCAUGAACAAUCUAUUUUGAGCCACUUUAGGGAGAAAACUUUGUAUUUUUAAAACUUGCAUAAAAGUUAUGCAAGUGGUUUUUAUAAAUUGGAAUAAUACCUCAGUUUUGAGGUUAUGCACACUAAAUUAAAUGUGACAUAAAUUAAUUUGUACAAAAAGAACUCUUUAUAAGGUGGCUCAUUGUAGGAAAUCCUGUGCCUUCCCCUUUGAGCACAAGUGUUGCAUGAACAACAGUUUGCUAUAAGAAACAUACCAGAUUAGCCACCAUUAGCAUCUAUAUCUACUUUGUGUUUAAAAAUCAACUGGUAAUUCUGAAACACUGUAGAAUGGAUAAAAAUUAUUUUGUGAUCAUAACUCUUUGUUGAACUAGAGUAUUUUUGCAGCAUUCCUUGUCAUCAGAAACAUGGUUAAAGUUUAAAACUAGAAGCAGCAGAAAACUAGCUUGUAAAAUUUAUCCAAGUAGAAUGCAGGCUAGGCUGUCUUGGGGAAAUAAACAUUAAAACUUAAAGCAAUGUUUUA